AUUAGAUUUUGCUUUCGCUCCACCACCGGGCGGAGAACGGACGAACACUGUGCGGAUCUGUAACCGUGGUGCGUUUCCACUUCCUCCCCAGCUCAUCCGCGACAGAGCAAUUAGUCCAUUGCACACCUCCACUCCUCACCCUUCAAUCUUUCGUUCCCAACUGCGUUUCCUCCUCCGCGUCUUCAAGGAGGGGAGACCUGAAACGAAUCCAGUCCAGGCUGGUGGCUGCCGGCGCUGGACCUGAACGCUGGUGCAUACUGCGUAGGCAAGAGCAGGCAAUGGCGGAGGCGAAUGCGGGGAAGGAGAAGAAGGAAGUGGUGCGGCUGGAGCGCGAGUCCGUGAUCCCCAUCAUGAAGCCCAAGCUCACCAUGAAGCUCGCCUACCUCAUCGAACAUCAGUCUGACAGAGAAGAAUUCUUGAAGCUCUGCAGGAGGGUUGAGUACACCAUAAGGGCUUGGUACCAUCUCCAGUUUGAUGAUAUGAUGGAACUGUUCGCUCUCUUCGAUCCUGUGCAUGGUGCUAAAAAACUCGAGCAGCAGAACUUCCUACCUGAGGAAAUCGACACGCUUGAGCAGAACUUCCUGUCCUAUUUCUUUCGGGUGAUGGAAAAGAGCAAUUUUAACAUAGUAAAUGACGAUGAGGUUGAACUUGCUCAUUCUGGACAAUAUCUGUUGAAUCUUCCCAUUAAAGUUGAUGAAUCAAAGUUAGAUGACAAACUUCUGUCGAAGUAUUUUAAGGAGCACCGUCAUGAAAACCUGCCCGACUUCUCAGACAAGUAUGUUAUAUUUCGUAGGGGCAUUGGAUUGGACCGCACUAGCAACUUUUUCUUCAUGGAGAAAGUGGACAUGAUCAUAGCUCGUGCAUGGCGAAGGUUCCUUGAGAAGACGAGACUGCAAAAGCUGUUCUCAAGAAAGAAAAAUAGUAAGCCAAAGAUAGAUUCCAAGAAGAAUGAUGAUUUAGCUAGUGAAAUAGAAGACAAGGAGCUUUAUGUUGAACGCAUACGUCUUGAAACAAUGGAUUUAAGCUUUGGGAAUUUAUUUGGCAAGGUCACAAUUCAAGAGCCUACAUUUGAAGAGGUGAUUGUCUUGUAUAGGAGAAAAAGUCCAAAGGGCCAGGAUGAUAGGGCAAUUCAUGUAAAGCACUUCAAAAAUAUCCCAAUGGCAGACAUGGAGUUGGUUCUGCCUGAGAAGAAAAACCCGAGCCUCACACCUAUGGACUGGGUUCAAUUUAUUGUUUCUGUUGUCAUUGGACUUGUUACACUCAUCAGUUCACUGGAAAUGCCUAAAGCUGAUUUCUGGGUUGUAAUUGCAAUCCUCUCUGCACUGGCAGGAUAUUGCGCGAAGAUCUAUUUCUCGUUUCAACAGAAUAUGGCAACCUACCAAAACUUAAUCACUCAAUCAAUGUAUGACAAACAACUAGAUAGUGGGAAAGGCACACUCCUCCACCUCUGUGAUGAUGUGAUUCAACAGGAGGUCAAGGAGGUCAUAAUUGCCUACUACAUUUUGAUGGAGAAUGGAAAGGCUACCAGUGAUGAUCUUGACUUGCAAUGCGAGGAGUUAAUCCAGGAAGAGUUUGGCUUGCAAUGCAAUUUUGAGGUGAUGGAUGCAGUUCAGAAGCUGGAGAGGCUUGGUGUCAUUACAAGAGUGAGUUCUCACUUGUUUCUUUUUCUUCUCAUGGUGCCACCUGAUCAGAGCAUAGGGACGUUUUCUUACAGAUACAGUGCACAGAAUAACGAUUUUUGCAGACACGUUUACAGGGCCAGAAGUUUUUGCAUCUACUGACCAUCAUGUUGUCACGUAUUGUUCUCUGCUUCUUUUUUUCUUUUUCUUUCUGCCCAAUACUGAAGGCCGUUUUGC
Zea mays is the source of this 1856-nucleotide messenger RNA. Its product is annotated as aminopeptidase. Lineage: Eukaryota; Viridiplantae; Streptophyta; Magnoliopsida; Poales; Poaceae. The coding region runs from base 279 to 1781 and encodes 500 amino acids. The record is from RefSeq and is a predicted model, not a curated record. The transcript is spliced from 14 exons.